Phyllostomus hastatus (greater spear-nosed bat) is the source of this 2497-nucleotide messenger RNA. RefSeq names its product small regulatory polypeptide of amino acid response (gene SPAAR). The transcript is spliced from 2 exons. The record is from RefSeq and is a predicted model, not a curated record. NCBI's taxonomy places the organism in Eukaryota, Metazoa, Chordata, Mammalia, Chiroptera, Phyllostomidae. The coding region runs from base 477 to 704 and encodes 75 amino acids.
GCCACUCAGACAUCUUGGAGCCUCGUCCCAGGCAGGCCCCAGGCUGCAGCACCCAGGGUUGGGCAUGCCGCGAGCUGGCUUCUGGGGUGGCCACCAGGUCAGGAGGCCAUGGUGCCACACACAGCCAGAGCUGUUGUUCCGGGAGAGCCCAGGCUCCUCCGAGUUCAGGGAGUCUUGCACGCACAUCUUUCAGGACGGCGCUUCUCCCACAGGCUGCCAGUGGAAUUGACCACAGCUCCUGGAAGUCUGGCCAGACUUAGGAAACCGUGACAGAGGUCGGAGUAGUGCCACGUGGGGCAACUAACAGUCUUGAGGGGGCACGGCCCAGAACCCCAGAUCAGUAUCUUAAAAGACAGCAGGGAGAGCGGCCGGAGGAGCCAAGUAGCUGUCACCACCCAGAGCCCUGUUUUGGAUGGGGAGCUGAGGCUCCGAGAAGCACCCCAGGUUGCUCAGCGUGUCAGCUUCCACUCGGGGCCAUGGAAACAGCAGUGAUUGGUAUGGUGGCGGUGCUGUUUGUGGUCACUGUGGCCAUCACCUGCGUCCUCUGCUGCUUCAGCUGUGACUCGAGGGCCCAGGAUCCUCAGGGGGGCCCUGGCCACAGCUUCACAGUGGCCACGUUUCACCAGGAGGCUUCUCUCUUCACGGGGCCGGGUCGCCAUGCUCAGCCAGUGUCAGGGGCCCGGGACUUCUGGACCUUCAUGUGAGGCCUAACAGCCCCCAGGGUUUGCUCUGCUGGUGGGUCAGACUCACCCGGCCCCCAGCGAGCCUGCCCCGAUGUCCCCCUCUUCCAAGUCUGGCAUUGCUGCUCUUCCUUGCCUGUAUCCAGCCAACUCCCUGUUACAUUCCGUCCUGGGGUGCUGUGCCCUCCCACCUGGGAGAUCCCCGGUGGUGGGACCAGGUGGGAGUCGGCCCUGGCCCCUGAGAGCUCAGCUGGACCCGCCCACGGGAUGGGGCUUGGGAAAGGUCUGAGGAGUGAGUGACUGCACAGUGUUGGACUGCACAGCGGGCGAGCUCUUCUGAUCUACAGGGGAAGUGGGACUUACUGUAAACAGGGUUUGGUUAACUCGGGUGAACCCCAGGAUGCCCACGGAGCCGGCUCUAUGGCUACCAGAGGAAGCAGCUCUCUCAAGCGGACACUUUCACAAACCACCUCUCAUCUGCCCCCCGACAGAGCCUUUUUGCUCUUUGAAUGUGCACGUGCCACAGACCCCGACCGUGAGGCCUGCCCCCGCCCGCUGCCUGAAAUCAGCCCCGAAACUCCGAAACCAAAGAGCCACUUCCUGGGAACAAACGGUUUAUUUUAUCAUUGAAAAUGUAUAUCCUUUUAUGGCUCUCCCAAGAGGCAGGGUUGGAAAACCACCAAAGGACACAGAAGAGAAAAUCAGAGUCGCAGAAAGCAGGGGAUAUUUUGUUAACAGAAAAGCCAGCAAGAAGACUGUGAAACAUGCUUUGAAGGAGACUUUAUCACUCCAUCCUUAUUGGUCACUUUCAUCCUCAGAGAAUGUGAGCGACUUGAGUCACUCGGGAUUGACAGGAAACCAGGAACUCAAAGACAAGUCCAAGUGCGUUCAAACGUCACGUCGCAGUGAGAGCGUGCCAUGGCACUCUCGUUUCCAUCACAGAUAAAGAAAGGCUCAGAUUUUUUCAUGGAAGAUCUGUUUUCUCUGUACCCACGAAAUAAAUGUUGUGCCGUAUUUAAGAGUAUAGUUUGAAGGGUACAACAUUUUGAGUCUCCUGGCUAGUAUGUCUGUUCAGCCCUGAACAAAUGGUUCUUCCAGGACCCACCUGUUGAGGAGGGCAGGACUGGCCCUGAGUGGGGCUCUGGCCCCUGAGUGUGCCCAGGCAGGCCACCUUGGCCAUGUGGUAAGGGGCCAGAGACAGUCAGGUUGAUGGAGAGGAACAGAGUGGGUGAGCGUGGGGAGAGGAGAGGCACAGCCCAGGCUCCUGGGGACCACGCCUUGAUCAUGUGGGACCCAUGCACGUGGAAGGGAGCUGGCUGCAGGGAGGACCUGGGGACCGAGUACAGGGAAUUGUUGCAGGUUGGGUUCUCUGAAAGUGAACACUGAGACAAAGUUUGGGGUGCAAGAUGUUUAUAGGGAUCAACGUCUGUGAGGGAAAGGAGGAGGGAGCAGGAUUGAAUAGGAGUCAAAUUGUGAUGCAGACCCUUCAUAUACCCUCACUUUUGCCAGUCUCUGAGUGAUGCCCCACCUCCUGCCCCCCUGAGUUUGCCUACAGGCAAAGUAGCUCUGGGCUGAGGUGGGCCCUGAGACCCUUCCUUGCAGGGGCCGUGGGUGGUGCAUCUCCACGGGAACUCAGCAGGGCCCUGUUCCUGGAGGCACUCGGACCAGUAAGAGGUGGGUGGACGAGUCCAGGCACAGAGAAAUACCUGAGAAUGAGAGCUGCAGGUGGGCAGAGAUGGAGGUGCAAGGUCUGGGAGGGAUGAAGAGUGGGCCUCGGGUGCUCUCUGCCCUUUAACAGAGUCAGCUCUGCUCCAGGG